Ctenopharyngodon idella (grass carp) is the source of this 2194-nucleotide messenger RNA. RefSeq names its product CD247 molecule (gene cd247). Gene Ontology annotation, biological process: cell surface receptor signaling pathway. The transcript is spliced from 8 exons. Gene Ontology annotation, molecular function: transmembrane signaling receptor activity. Gene Ontology annotation, cellular component: membrane. Bases 729 to 1181 code for a protein of 150 amino acids. The record is from RefSeq and is a predicted model, not a curated record. NCBI's taxonomy places the organism in Eukaryota, Metazoa, Chordata, Actinopteri, Cypriniformes, Xenocyprididae.
AGUUUUUGAGGGUUUUCCUAGUAAUUUUGUUGUAUGUUUUUGACUUUUUUUAGUGAUUUUGUUGUAUGGUCUUCACAUUUUUAUUAGUUUUGGGGUGUUUUAAGUAAUUUUGUUGUAUGUUUUUGACAUUUUUAUUAGUUUUUUAAUUGCCUAUUUAAAUGCUUUUAUUAAUUUUUAUUUCAGCUUUAGUUUGAGUUAUUUUAGUCCAGUUAGACUAAAUUGAAUCAAGAAACCUUCCCUUGGCAACUAGCUGAAAUUUAGGUUUUUCUAGAUUUCAUUUUAUUUCAGUACUAUUUUAACUAAAAUUAAAAUGAGACCAGAAAAUAUAAAAAUAAAAACUAACUCAGAACAUCAGUAUAACAGGAUCUCAGUGACCGUGUCUCGUCUGUGAUUCUGUGGUUCUGCUGUAGACGCUCAUGUUGUCUGGUCUGAAGUCAGUGCUCUGCUUCUCGUCGCUCAUGUCGAGAGUAUGUAGGCCGUGAGUGUGUGUGUGUGUGUGUGUGUGUGUGUGUGUGUGUGUGUGUGCUCGUCAGUGUUCAUUGGUUGGUGGAAGAGUCUGUAUGAACAGGUGGAGCUCGAGGAGCCACUUCCUGUCAGAGAAGAGAUCUCAAGCUUCAGAGAAGUCAGUCGACACGACAGCGUCUGCAGCCUGAAACCUGUGGCCCGUCACACAGAUCCCUAGAGCUCAUCCGUCCGUCCGUCCGUCAGAGACACAGAGAGGGUCAGUGAUGGCGUCGAGGGCAGCGUCCGCCGCGAUCGUCCUGCUCUCGAUGGCACCUGCGUCAGAGGCUGCAUCAACAGCGUACGACCCUCAGAUCUGUUACGCUCUGGACGGGAUUCUGCUGCUGUACGGAGUCAUCAUCACUGCGUUCUUCGUGCGCGAGCGGUUCAACAAGAAGACAAGUAAAGUGGACACAGAGUCUCCGUAUCAGGCGAUUAACACCGCCGGGAAGGAAGUGUACAGCGCUCCGAACCAGCGCAGCGCUGACGAAGCUCGGGGUCGCAGGAGAGGAGGAGACGACACGUACACGCCUCUGACUAAGAAGACGGAUGAAACGUACCGUGAGAUUGAGCCGAAGGGAGACCGCCGGCGUGAUCAGGUCUAUCAGGGUCUGAGCUCCAUGACCAAAGACACGUAUGAUUCUCUGCACAUGCAGCAGAUUCACCCGCCGCCCCGUUAGACGCCGUCGCUCGUCAAACCCUCAUCAGGACACAGUCCACUCCACAUUCCUGAUUCCAGGGCUUCUUUCUUUCCUAAUGGCUCCAGUCAUGUGAUUAUUUUUACAGUAACUGCGUUCAGUUUUUCACUUCAUAAAUGAUGGACUUUCAUAAUGAGCUCAGAGUUUACAUGUCAUACAUGUCCAGCAGCGCUAAAGUCAAAAGAACCGCUCAUUUGUUAACAUUGACAACAUGAACUAACAAUGAACAAUACUUCCACAGCAUUUAUUAUUAGUGAAUGUUAAUCUCAGCAUUUAGUAAUACAUUAUGAAAAUAAAAAGUUUAUUUGUUCAUAUUGUUUAAUGGAGCUGAGCUGACAAUCAUCUGUUGAUUCUUUACUAACAUUAAGGUUAAUAAAGGCUUUAAAAAGUGUAUUUUUCAUUGUUAGUAACUAGUAUUGAUAAAUGAGUCUUUAAAGUGUUACCAAAAAAUCCAUAUAACAGCGUUUGACAGUAAACUGAGUGAAGAGCAAACGUUUGAACAAACAUCAUGUGAUUCAACUGAUUCACUCGACACGCGUUUGUACUUCUGGAGUCUCAUUAGUGUAAUAUCACACACUCUUCUUACUAAAUGAUCUUUAUUCAGUGAUUCCAUAGAACAAUAUUUGGUUUCUUAAAGACUCUUUCAGUGAUCCGUUCUUAAAAGAACCAUUUUAAUAAUCUAGAGAACCGUUAGUGGAAUGAAAGAUUCAUGGAUGUUAAAGAUUCUUCAAUACAGUAUACAGUCCUAAAUAAUGUCUUAUUUUCUUGUGAUUUUGUGGUGAAAUAUGAGCAGGUUUUAUGAGAUUCACUGAGUUUUAAUGAUGUUUAGUGUUUCACACACUCUGUCCUUUAUCACGACUCUUUUAGGAACGUAAUUUUUCAUUUACUCUUUUAAAAACUGAGAAUUUCACUGUAUUUCAUUCGAUUAUUAUUUUUUGUCUCUGUAAUUUUGUCAUUAGCUUGUUAAUAAAAUAAAAUGAUUUUUUUCCAUUGCA